Aaosphaeria arxii CBS 175.79 is the source of this 3705-nucleotide messenger RNA. RefSeq lists its product as uncharacterized. The record is from RefSeq and is a predicted model, not a curated record. Bases 1 to 3705 code for a protein of 1234 amino acids. Gene Ontology annotation, molecular function: lipid binding. The transcript is spliced from 4 exons. Lineage: Eukaryota; Fungi; Ascomycota; Dothideomycetes; Pleosporales.
AUGUCUGGAGUGGAGGAUAUCCAGACUGGCCGAAAAAACCACAAGGCUCCAUACACACCUCACAACCCGAUCCCUACCGUACAGAAGUAUCGCCAGGAGAAGGAGGAGCGCGAGGCUAAAUAUCCAGCGCCUGAUGAUCGGAAAGAAAGCGACGAUAGGAGCAGACUAGAGCGCAUCGGUGACGCCUACACCACGCUCCGACAUGGCAAAGAAGCCGCGAAUCCCAACGAGAACACACAGCCGUACCAGGCCGAGAACAAGAAUUUGGGACACGAUGACGAUAUCGCAGAAGAACAUGCCGGAAAAUUAGAAGAACAGAAGGACCCAGAAAUCAAGGGGGAAGAGGAAGAACAGGCGAAAGAUACUACCGAGGGCCACCUGCAUGAGUCAGAUCCCAAGAAAGCACGAAAACAAAUGAAGAAGUUCUCCGCAGAUGGCACCGAACGAGAAGUCACAGACCCUGUGACACAUUUGCCAGUCACAAUUCACGACUAUACGGACAAGGAUUUGAAGAAGACCCCUAAGAAUGGGCCACCUGCGGGCUCGGAAGCACAAUCAGCUACUGGAGGGCAUGCGAAGAACAAGAGCGACGAGCAACUGUCUCAAGAGGGCAUUGACGGCCAGGAUACACAUUCAGAAAUGGACAAACUAUUUCCUCCUCCAGACUUUCAGAUGACAAGAGAUGGUAUCACCGAUGUAUAUCGAAAGGCAAUGACAGCAGGUCUGGGUAUCGUCAGUGUCAGUUUGACACUUGUGGUUGCGUUGUUUCAGGUUACACGUAACAGUUCAGGAUGGUCACGAGCUUUCUUCACCUUCGUGGAGGUGGCAGUCAGCCUGGGAGUUUCCGCAGCAGUCAUUAUUGGUAUGCGUCAAUGGACCGAAAACAAGAUCAAGAAUGUCUGGGAGACCGAAGUCUGGCAAGCUGAGCGACAACGCGGGAAGGAAUUGUCCAAAAGCUCCACCGCUGAAAGCGCACAGUGGUUGAAUUCUCUACUUGCUUCUGUCUGGCCAUUGAUCAACCCAGAUCUCUUUACUUCAGUAUCUGACACUCUAGAGGACGUCAUGCAAGCUAGUUUGCCAAAGAUGGUUCGAAUGGUCAGUGUCGAUGACAUUGGUCAAGGAAGUGAGGCUCUUCGCAUACUAGGUGUUCGCUGGCUUCCUACCGGAGCCGCUGCUAGGACUGUAUCUGAAGACGGUUCCCUGAAGCCUGUCAACAAGGAGAAGAACGAUCGUUCGGUGCCCGGGGAAGGCCAAGUUGAUGAGAGCUCAGAGAACAAGCAAGAUGAAGUGGGCGAGAACGAACAAAGUAUUGAUAACAUUGCCCAAGGAAUGGAAGCGGAGGAAGGCGAUUUCGUCAAUGUGGAAAUUGCUUUUGCUUACCGACCUUCGACAGGAAGACGUGGCAUGAAAGAGCGAGCAAAGAACGCUCACCUGUAUUUGGCCUUCUACAUGCCUGCAAACGUUAAACUACCUGUUUGGGUUGAGUUGCACGGGAUCGUAGGAACUGUACGGCUCCGAUUGCAGCUAACUCCGGAUCCUCCAUUCUUUUCGCUCUGUACCAUGACCUUCCUUGGCCAACCAAAGGUCAAUCUUUCAUGCAUUCCCUUGAUCAAGCAGGGUCCAAACUUGAUGGAUGUUCCACUCAUUUCACAUUUCGUUCAAUCGUCCGUGGAUGCAGCAAUGGCCGAGUAUGUGGCUCCCAAGUCACUCACACUCGACUUGAAGGACAUGCUUGUAGGCGACGACUUCAAGAAAGAUACGAACGCGAGGGGCGUCCUGGUUGUCACGAUUCGGCGAGCCUUUGACUUCAAGGAGGGCGAUGCUGGGCUGGGACCCAUCAAACAAGGCUCUGCAGAUCCAUAUGUGAGCGUGGGGUGGGCGAAAUUCGGAAAACCCCUUUGGUCUACUCGGGUCUUGCAGAAAAAUAUGAACCCUGUUUGGGAGGAAACAUGCUUCGUUCUUGUUACCCCAGAAGAGUUGAAUGUGGACGAACGUCUCAGAGUACAGCUAUGGGACUCUGACCGGACUACCGCGGAUGAUGAUCUCGGUCGCAUAGAACUAGAUCUGAAGGGCUUAAUGAAAGGACACGAGACUAAUGGCAAAAUUCAAGAACGGGAAGACGGCUUCAAGGCUUUAAAGAAAGGAGAGGGUAUGCCUGGAAAACUGAAAUGGAGUGUAGGCUAUUUCUCGAAGACAAGGAUCACCGAAGAUCAGCUGGCGGCGCAAGAUGAAGAUCCCGAUAUCAAGACAAUCGAUCAGCUCAAGAAGAAGGUUCAUGAACAGAGUGAGAAUAAACUUCGCGAAGCUAGCAAGGACGAGAGCGACGAGAUUGAGCAGCAGAAAGCUCAAGAUUUCAAGGCACGACAGGAUGAGCUCAUCAUAGCGUCGCCUCCGCCACAGGACUACCCCAGUGGUAUUCUUAGCGUCCAAAUCCAUCAGAUCACAGGCCUCGAACUGGAGGCUGUCAACAAAAAGAAGGCAGACAAAAAUGGGGCCGCAAGCGACGAGGAAGAAGAGGGCGACGACUUGCCGUCUUCAUAUUGCACCAUCAUCUUGAACCACCAAAAGGUUUUCAAAACAAGGACCAAGCCGAAGAAUUCGAAGCCGUUCUUUAAUGCUGGUUGUGAACGCUUCAUUCGAGACUACCGCAAUACUGAAGUGCAUAUCUCUGUUCGAGAUGCCCGCGUUCAUGAAGACGAUCCCUUGCUGGGAAUCGUUUAUCUACCUCUCUCCAGAAUACUUCAGAGUCGCAGUCAGAUCGAUGCCAAUUAUCCGCUUUCGGGUGGCUUGGGAUACGGACGCGCCCGGAUAUCGAUCGUCUUCCGCUCUGUCCAGCUCCAGGCUCCUCGGAACCUACUAGGUUGGGAAUAUGGCACACUGGACAUCAAGCCCGUUGUCAAAGCGAUCGAUGUCCCCGAAGAUAUUAAGAAUAUGAGAAUGAAGAUUCGAACUACCAUUUCUCGAUCCAAACUGCAAUCCGGCACUGAAGAUGGCAAGUUGAACGAAGAAGAUGGCCACGUCGUUUGGAAAACGAAAAAGGAUAGGCCUAUUCGUUUGCCCGUCCGUAAACGCUAUGGUUCACCGCUUGUCGUCGAGUUUCGUAAGGACUCUGCCCUCAGGGACCGCACUCCUGCUUUUAGCAUCCUUUGGCUCAAGGACAUUCCUGACAACGAAGAACAAACCGUCCGGCUUUCGGUGUGGAAAGGCGACCUGGACCGCGCACAACACAACGCCAUCGAGGAACCGGGUGAGAAGAUUGGUGAAAUCGAACUCAUCCUCACCUUCUGGAGCGGCCUGUCCGGUUACCACCAAGGACUUGCGAAGAAAGACCGCAACCUCGCCAACGUAAUGGAGGUCCUCGACAUUUGCAACGACAAUGACGAGGGCGACUGGGACGAUGGCGAAGGGGAUGGGGGUGGCUCGUCAUCCUCAUCGUCCGAUUCCGAUUCCGACUUCGUCCCCUCCUUCAUCAAGAGGAAGACCGGUAGUAGCCUGGAUGAAGAUGGCAAACGCGACACCGUAGAUCAGAUCAAGGACUACAAACAGCACGCCAAACAACUGCACAGACGGAACAGAGGUGCCAUGCAGUGGAAAGGCCCGAGGACGGUGGCAUGGAUGAAACACCUGGCCGAACGGGGCCAGAACAAGGUUGAGAACGUCUUCAAGCACGACACCAAAGGUGUUGGAAUUGAGACGGAAGUCUAA